ACUUGCGCUUUGUGAUUGGUCCGGCGGCUUCUGGGAUCUGUCAUGUGUCCCAGGUACCGCCUUACCAUUCACAAAAAGCAUCGCUUCUUGCGCAUGCGCACUUGGCACCCGGCUGUCAAGCCCAGUGCCGACACUACAGAAGCCGGGAAGACAGCGCGCCGCUGGAUAGAGGAACAGGUAAGGUCCCGCUGCAGAGCUGAGCGGCCGGCCCGAUAUUCUGACAUGGCAGUGGUGGAAAUACCGGACCGGCCGCUCCAUAUUCGCUCCAUAAGACGCACUAAC
This is a messenger RNA of Staurois parvus, 282 nucleotides long. The record is from the annotation of a GenBank genome assembly. NCBI's taxonomy places the organism in Eukaryota, Metazoa, Chordata, Amphibia, Anura, Ranidae.